AUGGUUGCUAAGGGUGAAUCUGUCCAUUCUAUGAAGAAUGGCUUUCUAGUGGUUCCAUUUAGGCUCCCAGUAACCCGUUUUCUGCCGGGUGAUGAGUCUAAGCACCACUACAUGUUUGUGAAGAAGCAUCAAUCCAAGGUACAAGAGGAGCAGUCAUGUCUAUUUGUGGUGAAUAUACCGCUAUUGACUGGUCUAGAGACUUUGAAAUCCGCAUUUAAUAAAAUAUUUGCACAAUACGAUACGGUAUCGCAUAUUGAAGACCUUUUGUAUCACGAUGAAUUUGGGUUGAGGGAAGUUGAUCUUUCCAGGUUAACAAGUGAUUUGUUGUCUACUGGUACACCAGAAGAGACUCGUUUUACACCUAGGAACACUGCAUUGCUCAAAUUUGUCGAUGAAGCAAGUGUAAAUAAUUGUUUGAGUGCCCUAAGGAAAUAUUCACAAUCUGACAAGUCUAAAAGCAUAGAAUGGGAAUAUACGUCACCAUCAGUAUCCGCUUUAUUAGACUUUUACAAACCAUUACCCAAAGAUUAUUUGAAAGAAGAUAUCGCUGAACAUAUGUCCAUUUUCGAACAACGUGAACAGCAGGCACAAGAAGAUGUGCAAAGCUCACUAGUGGAUGAAGAUGGAUUUACCCUAGUGGUAGGGAAGAAUACCAAAUCCUUGAACUCUAUAAGAAAGAAAGUGUUGAACAAAAAUCCAUUAUCGAAACAUGAGAGUAAAGUGUUGCCACCAUCCGCAGUGGAUAAGAAGGCCAAGCAAGAUUUCUACCGAUUCCAAAUUAGAGAACGUAAGAAGCGUGAGAUUAACCAACUGUUAGUCAAAUUUAAAGAGGAUCAAGAAAGAAUUAAAGUCAUGAAAGCCAAAAAGAAAUUCAAUCCAUAUACAUAG
Zygosaccharomyces rouxii is the source of this 888-nucleotide messenger RNA. RefSeq names its product Rrp7p (gene RRP7). The record is from RefSeq and is a predicted model, not a curated record. Lineage: Eukaryota; Fungi; Ascomycota; Saccharomycetes; Saccharomycetales; Saccharomycetaceae. The transcript has a single exon. Gene Ontology annotation, cellular component: CURI complex; UTP-C complex. Gene Ontology annotation, biological process: ribosomal small subunit assembly; rRNA processing. The coding region runs from base 1 to 888 and encodes 295 amino acids.